AUGGUCCGUAAACUCAAGCACCAUGAGCAGAAGCUCCUCCGCAAAGUUGACCUGGUGAACUACAAAUCCGACGGUCCAUCACACCGCGAAGCCGCCAUACGGCGGCGAUACCACCUCACCCACCCUCUCGACUACAGCAAGUACAACACUCUCUGCGGCCGGUUACGACAACUCGCACAUCUACUGUCGAACCUCGACCCUAGUGAUCCAUACCGUGUCGAGAUGGAGACUACCAUGCUCGAGAAAUUACAUCAGAUCGGGAUCUUGAAGCAAAACCGGCAGCAGGGCGCUGGACUGUCAGCGGUGGAGAAAGAUGUUACCGUCUCUGCAUUCUGUCGUCGCAGGCUGGGCAUUGUGAUGGUGCGAAUCAGGAUGGUCGAGCAUGUCAGCACGGCGCACAAGUUCGUCGAACAAGGCCACGUGAGGGUGGGCACCAAUGUUGUGACUGAUCCUGCGUUUCUGAUCAGUCGCGGCAUGGAAGAUUUCGUAACAUGGGUGGAUGGCAGUAAAGUCAAGAGGCAGGUCUUACAGUAUCGUGACAAGUUGGAUGACUUUGACCUGCUAUGA
Messenger RNA from Exophiala aquamarina CBS 119918, 567 nucleotides. RefSeq lists its product as uncharacterized. Gene Ontology annotation, cellular component: small ribosomal subunit; Mpp10 complex; small-subunit processome. The coding region runs from base 1 to 567 and encodes 188 amino acids. Gene Ontology annotation, biological process: rRNA processing. Lineage: Eukaryota; Fungi; Ascomycota; Eurotiomycetes; Chaetothyriales; Herpotrichiellaceae. The record is from RefSeq and is a predicted model, not a curated record. Gene Ontology annotation, molecular function: rRNA binding; structural constituent of ribosome; snoRNA binding. The transcript has a single exon.